AUGCCUCACCUUCCCUCCGUCGAGUCCAGCCAGGAGGGAGGGGAGCCAGAGCUUACCUUCCCUUCCGUCACCAGAGACCACAUCCAGAACUGCUCCUACGAUUCGUGGUUCCCCCAAUAUCGAACUUCUUGUCUUAAGUCGCGCAUCAUCCCGUUGCCGCACUCGGUCGUUUCAUAUCUCCAAGAAGACGGCAUUAUCUUGGCCGACGAAGACGAUGACAGAAAGGACGGCGUGGUCGAGCCGGAGGAGGAAGUAUGGCAAGCUUCGGGCGCAACUGUGACGGGUGGCCAGGUGCCCGACGGAUCAGAUGACGAAGAGGACGGAGAUGACGGAGAGGACGCAGGGAACAAAGUCUCCCGCUUGCCUCCGAACCAGAGGUUCCCGGAGACGCACAAGCUCAUCAAGGAGACAAUCGCCGAGCUUGGUGGCGCCGUCGCCCCCAAACUCAACUGGUCAUCGCCCAAGGAUGCCAAAUGGAUAUCACCACACCAGAACACGCUGAAGUGCACGACGCCCAACGAUAUCUACCUGAUUCUCAAGUCGUCGUCCUUUAUCUCGCACGACCUCGUCCACGCCUUUGACGACUGCACACCCGAACCACCCCUGCGGCCGUUUGCACCUGUACUGGUUCUCCGACCCUUCUUUGUUCCUCACGUGGCGCUGGAGUUUCGAUGUUUCGUCAAGCACCGCGCCCUCGUCGGCAUCACCCAGAGAGACCUAAACUACUAUCAGUUCUUGCACGGUCUGCGGGCCGCCAUUUGCACAAAGAUCUGCCGCUUCUUUGGAGAGAAACUGCGGCUGACGUUUCCCGAUGCUUGCUUCACCUUUGACGUAUACAUUCCCGAGAACUCCCUGGUCGAUGACGGUCUGGGAAAGGUGCGGCUGAUGGACAUCAACCCGUGGGCGCCCAAGACGGACACGCUGCUUUUUUCAUGGCAGGAGCUGCUGGAAACAGAAGUCGACGCUCCGCUCUUCGGCUCCGCCGCCUCCCAAGAUCCGGACGAGCCAGCCUCCGCCGAUGAGGUCGACACCGAAGACGGCGGGUUCGAGCAUGGACCGGAACUACGGCUUGUCGAGCACGACGAUCCGGCCGCCUUCAACUUCAGCACGCCCCAGUACUCGGCCCACAAGCUGCCCAAGGAGGUCGUCGACGCGAGCAUGGCUGGCGACGGAGGCUUGCGCGCUUUUGCCCAGCAGUGGAAGGACGUGACGGAGGGUAGAGGGCGCGAUUGGACCGCAUGA
This is a messenger RNA of Drechmeria coniospora, 1242 nucleotides long. RefSeq names its product cell division cycle protein 123. Lineage: Eukaryota; Fungi; Ascomycota; Sordariomycetes; Hypocreales; Ophiocordycipitaceae. The record is from RefSeq and is a predicted model, not a curated record. The transcript has a single exon. Gene Ontology annotation, cellular component: cytoplasm. The coding region runs from base 1 to 1242 and encodes 413 amino acids.